Messenger RNA from Portunus trituberculatus (swimming crab), 2324 nucleotides. RefSeq lists its product as uncharacterized. The record is from RefSeq and is a predicted model, not a curated record. NCBI's taxonomy places the organism in Eukaryota, Metazoa, Arthropoda, Malacostraca, Decapoda, Portunidae.
CGGAUUUAUCGAAGUUGGCGCCAAAAUCUCCGUAACGUAACCUCGACACUGCGGGUUGGUGGCUUGGCAUAACAGGUGGGCGUGGCUGGCUUAAAAACACGGCAAUGUCGGGUGGUGUGUGUCCGUUCAGCCUGACGUGGGGCCUGGUGUACCACGCGGCGCUGACGGUGGUGCUGCUGGUGGUGGCUGGAGCACAGGGGGUCAUUCUGGACAUCUACAUUCUGGCGUUCGACAAGAAAACAUCUUUAAAUUAUUUUUGGCUCCUUCCGGAUUUCCUGAUGGUGUUUCCCUUCGUGGCGGCGAUGUAUGGGGGCUACAGGAGGAACAAGGAGAUGAAGCGACACCAUAGCAACACCACACAACACCACCAACUCCACCAGCACACCCCAGUCCAUGAACGCAUCUUUGGGGUACGAGCAGAGCCUGUUUACGUGUGGGUUCUCUACACUGCUCUGAUGGUCGCCAAGAUUUGUGUCAUUUUCCGCUCCGAGAUACCGAAUAUGAUCAGCACCGAUGCGUUUCUAAGCCCACAGUUGCUCAAAGUUACGAUUUCCCUCACCGCUCUUGUGUUUGGGCUUUUAGUGGAGGGGCAGAGCACAUGGGGUUCCGCAGGGCCUUUACAGGAAGACGUGAAGGCUAGAGAGGCAUAUAUACGUGCCCUAUCCCACGGAACAGCUUUAGAAACCCUGGACACUGUAGCAUUUCUCCCUCGAAUCCAGAGUGAGUCAAGCUUAGUUCUCCCUCUCUCUCUUGAGCAACUGAUACUUUCUCUAGCUUGCAUCAACUUAUUCCUCCCAGCUUUGGCUCUGGUUAAGCUUUCACACUCGGAUUACGGCCUUGGUAAGCUGAACCGCAUCUUACCGCCAAUAUACAAGCUCACACACCUCUGGCUGACCAACAUCUCCUUCAUGGUCAUUAGAAUCUACCUCUGGGCUGGUCUGUCCGCCUCCGUCUCUCCAUUCUUAGUCAAAAACAUUUAUCACAUCUUUGCUGUCUUGCGAGAGGUUUGGGGGGAGUUUAGAGGCAUGUGGGGAGGCAAGGGGGGUGUGCAGGGGGUGAGGAUGUGUCUGUGGGGGUGCUGCUGUCCCCAGAGGAGGUAUGGGAUGAAGGGGCAAGCUGUGGCGCUGAGAAAUGUAAGGGGUAGCGUGGACUCAGAGGAAGUGGUGGCAGGUGGUGGAGGGGAGCGCUUUGAAGAGAUUGAUUUGAGGCAGUGUGAUAGGGUAUAGAAAGAGUGAGAGAGCUGUGUUUGCUGUUUUCAUUGCUGUGUUAUGCUGUUUGGUACAAGAUUAGAGUGAGAGAGAGAGAGAGAGAGAGAAUGUUUGCUGUUGUAGAUGCUGUUUGGUACAAGAUUAGAGAGAGAGAGAGAUGUUUGCUGUUGUAAAUGCGGUUUCCAUUCUUAUUUGGCACAAGAGAGAGAGAGAGAAUAGGGCUGUGUUUGCUGUUUAUAUUUGCUGUGGUGUUUAUGCUUUGGUGUUUGGUAUCAAGCAGAGAGAGAGAGAGAGAGCUGUUAUCAUUGUCUUUCGUAUGUCAAUUAGGCGAGUCAUAUUUGAUCUGAAGGCUGUGGGACUGUUACAUUAGGUAAGGUUAGGCUAGGCUAGGCUAGGUUCGAGUCUGUCUCCUCCUGUGUCGGUCCGAGUGAUGUCCUGGAGUGUGUGGUUUCCAGAUCUUGAAGUAAAGCAUAGUCUGUCCUUCUAACGAGUGUGCAGAUCAACAGAAAACGAGCCUUCACACAUUUAAUGCCAUAAAUAAACAGAAAAGCUUAGUCUGUCCUUAUAAUGAGUGUAGAUGAACAGAAAACGAGCAUUCAUACAGAGUCAAUGCUGUGAAUAAGCUAGAGUGUGUUUUGAAUCCAGGAGAUGCAUUGGUGUUGUAGUGUUUGUGAUUGGCUAGGUUAAGUUAGGUUAGGUCAGGCUAAGGGCGAGUCAGGCUGGUUUAAGUUGGGUCAGGUUAGGUCAGGUCAAAGUCAUGUUAGAUUAGGUUACUAUCAAAAUACCUUAAACUUUCAUUGCCAAUAGUAGUUAGGUCAGGUUGGGUCAGGCUGCUGUGGUCCUUCAUUGGCAAUACUAGUUAGGUCAGGUUGGGUCAGGUUAGGUUAGGUUACUGUCAAAAUACGUUAAACUUUCAUUUCCAAUACUAGUUAGGUCAGGUUGGGUCAGGUUAGGUCAGGUCAAAGUCAUGUUAGAUUAGGUUACUAUCAAAAUACCUUAAACUUUCAUUGUCAAUACUAGUUAGGUCAGGUUGGGUCAGGUUGGGUCAGGCUGCUGUGGUCCUUCAUUGGCAAUACUAGUUAGGUCAGGUUGGGUCAGGUUAGGUUAGGUUACUGU